Truncatella angustata is the source of this 3612-nucleotide messenger RNA. RefSeq names its product DNA replication licensing factor mcm6-like protein. Lineage: Eukaryota; Fungi; Ascomycota; Sordariomycetes; Amphisphaeriales; Sporocadaceae. Bases 282 to 3146 code for a protein of 954 amino acids. Gene Ontology annotation, biological process: double-strand break repair via break-induced replication; DNA replication initiation; mitotic DNA replication. Gene Ontology annotation, molecular function: single-stranded DNA binding; ATP binding; single-stranded 3'-5' DNA helicase activity. The record is from RefSeq and is a predicted model, not a curated record. Gene Ontology annotation, cellular component: MCM complex; nucleus. The transcript is spliced from 2 exons.
CAAUUGCAAAAUCAAUUAAACACGAAAAGGAAAGACGCGCGACCCGACGCGUUUUCAGGGGGAAACGCGACUAAGUCAAGUUAACACUAACGUUGGACAGACAGACAGACAGACAGACAAUUUGGGUGCCCCGCAACCAUCAACUUGGUGAAGUCUGCCAUGUCAAUUUGCACACCUUCGACUCUCUACUUUCGGGCUUUGAGCAGGUUCGACACAAUAUACCCCCCCCAACCCCCUCCCCCAAAAAUAUCGAAGUCGCAGUCACUGCAAAUCAAUCCAUAAUGGCGACCCCCAGUGAUGCCACCAUGACCAUGUCGGAUGCGCCAUCGCGCACCGGCACGGCCAGGCGCAAUUCUCGUCCCAGGGCUCCUCCAUCUGAAAGCUUAGCCGCCCCGAGCGACGACGAGGGCGAGGGCUUUGCAGACGAUCAGAUACCCGGCCGAACAAGGCGCAAUGGCGCUCAAGAUGUGCCCCGAGUGGAAGACAGGAUUGGUAUUACCGUGCAGGAGCAUUUCGAGAACUUCAUCGAGGAAUUUGUCGAAGACCCGACAUCCUCAGGGGCGCCGACAUCAAGCGCCGUCACGACAGAUAAAUAUUAUGUCGCUCAGAUUCAUGCCAUGCGGGUGUACCAACUGUCUACCUUUUACGUCAACUACGAUCAUAUUGCCGCCUAUCAAAACGGCGGCCUGGCCAACGCCAUCAACAUACAGUACUACCGAUUUCUCCCCUUCCUUACCAACGCCUUACACAACAUGAUCGCCAAGCACGAGCCACAAUACUUCCGCGAGCAUCGCCAACCUACAACCUCGAGCAACCAGACCACGUCUGGAGCGAGCAAUGCUGGUUCCGCCAGCCAGUCCGAGGCCACACAAGGCAGCAAGACGGCCAACCAGCAAACCGAUAAGCUGUUUGCCAUCGCCUUCUACAACCUGCCAUUAGUCUCGCGGGUCCGUAGCUUGCGCGCAAAGAACAUCGGCCAGCUGCUUUCCAUCUCCGGUACUGUCACCAGGACAUCCGAAGUGCGGCCUGAGCUGUCUGUGGCGACCUUUGCCUGUGAAGCAUGUCGGUCAGUCGUGCUCAAUGUCGAGCAGACCUUCCGCUACACCGAACCGACGCAAUGCCCGAAUCAGCAAUGUAACAACCGUAUCGCAUGGCAACUUGACAUCCGGCAUAGUACGUUCGUGGAUUGGCAAAAGGUCCGCAUCCAGGAGAACAGCUCCGAGAUCCCCACGGGAAGCAUGCCUCGAACAAUGGAUGUCAUUCUGCGGGGAGAGAUGGUCGACAGAGCCAAGGCCGGCGAGAAGUGCAUCUUCACGGGUGCUCUCAUCGUUGUUCCCGACGUUUCUCAAUUAGGCCUGCCCGGUGUGAGACCUACAGCAAUCAGGGACGAUCGCAAUGCGUCUCGCGGCAACGAGGCGGGUGGAAGCGGUGUCUCCGGUCUAAAGGCUUUGGGUGUACGAGACCUCACAUAUCGCCUGGCUUUCUUGGCCAACAUGGUAAACUCGGAUACAUCAACACCCGGGUCAAAUGCCCAACGGCCAGUACAAGAUAUCAUCGGCUCCCUGACGCAGUCGAAUGCCGAGACUGCAGAAACGGUUGACGAGGCACAGCAGGCUGUGCUGAGCUCCAUGACGCCCGCCGAAAUUGACGAGUUGCGUGAAAUGGUUCACAGUGACCACAUCUACAGUCGACUUGUUCAGUCUCUAGCUCCCACCGUGUACGGACACGAGAUCGUCAAGAAGGGAAUCCUUCUACAGCUCAUGUCGGGUGUGUCCAAAUCCACGGCAGAGGGUAUGCAACUUCGUGGAGAUAUCAAUAUUUGUGUUGUCGGUGACCCGUCGACCUCCAAGUCACAAUUCCUCAAAUAUGUAUGCUCGUUCGCACCACGAGCUGUUUAUACAUCCGGCAAAGCCUCAUCCGCCGCUGGUCUCACUGCUGCCGUGAUCAAGGACGAGGAGACGGGAGAAUUCACCAUCGAGGCAGGAGCGCUAAUGCUCGCCGAUAACGGCAUUUGUGCCAUUGAUGAGUUCGACAAGAUGGAUAUCGUUGAUCAAGUUGCUAUUCACGAGGCCAUGGAACAGCAAACUAUUUCAAUUGCCAAAGCGGGCAUCCAGGCUACCCUCAACGCACGUACGUCUGUCCUGGCAGCCGCCAAUCCCGUCGGAGGUCGGUACAACCGCAAGACGACCCUGCGUGCAAAUAUCAAUAUGUCGGCACCUAUCAUGUCGCGUUUUGAUCUGUUCUUUGUCAUUCUUGAUGAGUGCAACGAUCAGAUCGAUAGACAUUUAGCCCAGCAUAUCGUUGGCCUUCACCAACUUCGCGACAGUGCCAUUGAGCCCGAGUUCAGCACCGAGUGUCUGCAGCGAUAUAUCCGCUUCGCCCGGACUUUCCGUCCUGAGUUCACCGAUGAGGCAAAGGAGCAGCUUGUCAUACGAUACAAGGAGCUGCGUUCUGACGACGCCCAAGGUGGAGUUGGAAAGAACAGCUAUCGUAUCACUGUAAGACAACUGGAGAGUUUGAUCCGACUCUCUGAGGCUAUCGCCAAGGCAAACUGCGUGGAAGACAUCACAGCCGACUUUGUAGACGAGGCUUUUGGUCUCCUACGACAAAGUAUUAUCAGUGUCGAGCAUGACGAUGUCGAGAUGGACGAAGACGAAGACGAGAUGGUCGACGAUGCUGCUGAGCUGAUCGCCGCCGCCGAUGCUGCCUCUGGUGCUCAUCAACAAGCCGACGAGCAGGACGUCGAUGGUGACGAGGCCAUGGCUAACACUGAUGGUUCCCCAGCACAACCCGACGGCACAAAGAAGAAGACCGCCGUCACGUACGAGAAGUACAUUGCCAUGGUGAACCAGUUCGUCAGUCGCGUCAACGACGACGAGUCUACUGGGGCCGGAGAAGGCGUCGAGGCUGAAGCUCUCUUGCAAUGGUAUCUUGAACAAAGAGAGGAUGAGCUUGACGGUGAAGAGGACUACCACCACGAACUAUCGCUUGCCAAGAUGGUUCUGAAGAAGAUGGUCAAGGACAACAUACUCAUGGCUGUUCGUGGAGAGGGUCUUGCUUCCGCAGACGGAAACGAAGCGGACAACGCUGAGCAAAAGAUCGUCUACGUUCUACACCCCAACUGCGCUGUGGAAGAUGUUCAGUGAGAUGUAUGUGAAUAAUAUGGAAUGACGGCGUUUGGAGUUGAGAUGGCCCCGGUGGAACAAGAUGGAUGAUUCAUGAGCGUAUAGUAAUGACAUUCUAGACAUAGCGCCAUAUCGGUGGGAGAGCACUAGACCUAGUGGUAUAUCAAACUGAUAUGCAGCACGGUCAUGCUAGUGGAGUAUCUCUGCGAUGCUAUGGGAUUAAAUUAAACAAGAAUUACUGUCCACUAGGCUACCCACCUUACUAUAUAGCGUACUCGUCUAUGAGUCUUUCAAAACCUAGAUUGCCUCUCGAGAGGCAUGGCGGUCCCGAGCGCGAGGAUAAAAGGUGUCGAGGACCUCGCGGACGACCAGAGGCCCGGCCAUGCAAGACGCAAUGGACCCCGUGGAUUUGUUCGAGAAAUCCCUCUACAAGGUGUCCAGGAAAGACCUGCGCCGGGACGCACCUGUUUGAACCGGGAAAUGCAAG